Fusarium poae is the source of this 1761-nucleotide messenger RNA. RefSeq lists its product as uncharacterized. The record is from RefSeq and is a predicted model, not a curated record. NCBI's taxonomy places the organism in Eukaryota, Fungi, Ascomycota, Sordariomycetes, Hypocreales, Nectriaceae. The transcript has a single exon. The coding region runs from base 1 to 1761 and encodes 586 amino acids.
AUGGACUCUAAUAUUAUCACUGAGAUAAAAAAAUGCGAUAUUGAUGCUUCCUGCAUCUGCGCUCCUGCAUCGAUUACUAACGUCAGGCAUCUGUCGUCCUACAGCUGGCUUGACAGGCCUACCGCCACGAUCGCUGUCCCGGGGAGUCCACCUCUCUGGUCAGCUCCUAGAACUUCCCUGAAGCUCCAAAAGGAUUCGGGCCUCUACUACAUUAACCAGAACGAAGGUCGUUACCCAGAGAGUCCUCUUGAGCCGCUAUUCCAGGCUUUGUAUAUUACAAAUCCUUCUUUCGAUAUCCGCUCUGUCGACGUUGUAACUGAUCGGAACAAUAUUCGUAAGCUUCUGGCCUUCGUCAACCCUGACUUGACCCCUAGCGACCAUGAGCCAUUCACCAUAGGUGUAGAGGUUAUUGGGACGACUACGUUGUUUCGCCGAGACGAGAUGGCAACCACUAGGUUUAUUGAGCCAAACGAGUUUCGUGGUUUUGGCCAUGAGUUUGAGAAGGCAUGCACUACCGAGCAGGUUGUGGAUAGCGCUGGUCACCACAGGAUCAUCGGGUAUCGAUUUGGUGGCCUAAACUUUAUCGUACGCUACGAAGCCGACGGUUACGUAGGCGACGCUAAGACGGAUUCGUUACAAAUCGAAACUUCACAAGAUGACCCUCUAGUCACCAACAUGAGAGUUCUGUCAUUGUCGCCAGCCACAGCCAUCUCAACCACCACUCCUGCCCUAUCGAAACUGGUCAUCACUGAAGAAGGCCGAGCUGUGCCUCAACAGUCAAUUCUUGAAAUCAAAACCCGAGCAAUCCGGAGACCCUUAUCUGUGCCAGACGUCGCCACACAGCUCUGGGUGUCCCAAACGUCGAAGCUCGUUAGAGCGUAUCAUCAGCAUGGGAAAUUUGAAGCACCCAAAGUCGAGGACGUAGAAGCUCAGAUCAAAAGAUGGGAAGAGCUCAACCAGGCGGACUUGAAGCGAUUAGCGGCCCUAAUCAAAACGAUCUCCAAUUUGGCAAGUCAAUCUGGCGGGAAAGCCACCAUCAGGUAUGAUGGUGUAAGUAAAUUGUUACUUUACCGGGCCGGCAGUAGGGACAUGCUGCCUCACUUCCUGUAUUCCAGGUGGGAGGAGAAAGGCAAUACGCAAUCGACGACCUCGUUGAGCGUUUAUGAGGAAGCAGAGUUGUCCAAAACGCUUGAUCAAGGUCAAGGAGAGACCACAGAAACAACUGAAUCCCAUUACGGUGAUGGGCCUUACUCAGAAGUGAUCAGAUAUGGGGUAGAUAAAGGGUUUCGACAAUUCUUUCGCCGCAUGCCUAUGCGGCUCUCCGAAUAUCAUCUUCUUUGUGACGCCCUCGAUUCUCUUGCUAUCGAUGUCACUGGUGGCCGUACCAUUCGCGAUAUCAUGUACGACAUGAGGAAAGGCAAGGACGAAUGGGAUCCAGAGGAGAGAUCAAACACCGGAGGGUUUAAGCAUAUCGCACGAGAUUCGGCUUUUCGACUCUUGUACAUGCUUUUGCAGUCAGACGUUGUCGAUACCAACAUGGCCUACAAUGCGGUAUUGUUUGUGGUUUCACACUACCGGAUAUUUAAACACCGAACCCGAAAGAUGGUGAGGGAGGCUUUGGAGGAAAAUUGCCAGAUGUCAGUAAAACAGCGGGCAGGUCUGGAUAAGUGGCCAGUUGAAGAGUCCUUUUUUACAAUAUCGGAAGAAGAUGUGACGACAGAGUCUGAAGACAUCUUUUACGAUUCUGACUAUUCUUUCUGA